Molecule: messenger RNA, 3625 nt
Organism: Paramecium primaurelia
Lineage: Eukaryota; Ciliophora; Oligohymenophorea; Peniculida; Parameciidae
Source: the annotation of a GenBank genome assembly
AUGAGUGAAAGCGAAGGACAAAUAAAUUUAAAUGUUAGCAAUUCUCAUCAGAAAUCUAAUAUACAAUAAGUUGAGUAACAAAUUAAUAAUCAGAUUCUAGAAUAAGAGAUUCCUGUUAAUAAUGCUUAAGCUGAAGAAAAUUAAUAAUAGUAAGUUUGUUUUAUUCAUAUUGAAAGGGAAAACAACAAUCUUAUAGGAAAUUAAAAUGCUUAAAUAGACAAUGUUGGUUAAGCAUAAAUAGCAAACCAAAAAAUUGAUUUUUAUAAAAGCAUUCAUUUUGUUUCUUAGGAAAUAUAAUCACCAGAGUAAUUUUUCGAAAAAGUAUUAUAACUAACUAUUUAUAGUUUCAUUAAAAAGAAAAUUUAAAUAAAAAAUGCUGUUAAGCCUGUUGUCUUCCAAUAGGUUCUCAUACAUUUUGCUUUGGAACAGAAAAUACAAAAUAAGAUUUUAAAUAGUUUGGUCUUGGUAUUAAUCUAUAUUUUCGAUUCUUGAAAAAAUUAGGGUAAUUUUUUAUUAUUUUUACAAUAUUAUCUAUUCCAUAAUUAUUCUUUAGCAUAUUAGGUAUUAAUAAUGAAUUAAUAUAGCAUAUACUGGAAGUAAAUCUCGUGAUACUUCUAAUUCAUUUGAGUUUUUAAUGGCUACUACUAUUGGUGCAACUAGUUUGAAUAAUAAAGAUUGUUAAAUUUAAGUAUUUCAGAUUAAUGAAGAUUCUAAUAUUGAUGAUAAAUUUAUUGAAUUUAAUUUAUAGUGUGAUUCUGGAAAUCUUGCUGGAUCAUCAUUUUCUUAUGGCAUAAUCAAUACAAAUGAAUAAGAUUGUAUUUAUUUAAGUUACUCUGAAUUAAACUUAAAUACAACUAAUUAAGAUCGAUUAAAUUAAUUAAGAUAAUAAAUUGAUUCUUAAGAAGAAUUUACAUUUACUUUAAAUUAAUCAGAUUUUGUUAAUGAAGAUCCUAAAGGAAAAAGAAUCUAUGCAGGAGCAUUUUGUAAAGAAGCCAUAAUAACUAUUGGAUCAUUAGAAUUAUAAUCAAAAAUAGUACCUAUCAUCUUUGCAUCUUGUGAUGCAGCAAUAGUUUUGUUAUUCAUAUAUUUUUUAAUUAGCUUAACUGUUAGUGAAAAUAAGUACAAUAAAAUAUCACAAAAUGAGUCUCCUACAUUAUAACAUUUUUCCUUUUAAAUAUCAAAUUUACCAAAUUAUGAACAAUUAAAAAAAGCUUUAUAAAGAAAUGAAAAUAUUAUAAUAAAAGAUUUAUUGCUUAAUUAAGUGAAAUAAUUCAUUAAUGAACAAUUAAAAUCAGUUCUAGAAGGUUAAGAUAUAUAGAUUUAUGAUAUUUAAUGUUCAGAAAACGAAACAAUAAUAGAAUUAUAAAAUUAACUAAAUAAAAGAAAAAUCAAAAUUUAAGAGCUCUUAAAUAAAUUAAAAAACUUAAAUCCAGCUAUAUUUAACAACAAGAUAGAAAAUCUAAAGGUAAUAAAUUUCACAAAAGAAAUAUAUUAAUAAUUUUAUUCUAACUUUAAUAACGAUGCAGGUGCUCCUUCUAAUUAGUAUAAUAUGACAAAAAUUAAUAAGGAUAUUGAGAAAUAUUGGUUAGAAAUAGAUGAAAUAGCUAAUAAAAUUAAUCAAAUUCAAUAAAAUGAGCAUUUCAAAUAUAUUUGGGUUACUUUUGAUACAAUAAGCUAAAAAGAAAAAGUGUAAAAAAGACUUUAAAGUCUUCCCAAAGAUUGGCUUUAUUAUUAUACUUGUUAUAAAUGUUAUAAAAAUGAUGAAGAAUAAAAAAAAUUGUAAAAUAUUUUAAAUUAUUUAGUUUACUUAAAAAAUUUAAAUUAUAAAUUAAAGAUGCACCUAUUCCUGAGAAUAUAAAUUGGCGAAGUCUUCAUUAUACUAUGAAACAUAGAUUUCUUAGAUAAUUUUGUAGUUUUUUUUGUACUUUAAUUCUAUUAGCUUGUUCAUGGAUUUUAAUAAGCUGGGUAAAUCUAUAAAAAUCAGAAUUUCAAGAAUAAUAUCCAUCAAUAAAUUGCAAUAAUAAAAUCUAUAAUAAUAUAACAAUAGAAUAAGUUUAAUAAGAAAUUGAUAAUAAAAAUAAUUCUACUAUUAAAGGUUAUGUAGAGUGCUAUUGUAAACCUAAAUUUAGUGAAAUUCUAUAAGGAGAUCAUGAAAUAUGUUAAGAUUGGAGUAAAUAGUAUACAUUCUAAUAAUCAUUACCUUGGAUUAUUGUAGCAGGACUAAUAUUAAUAAAUAUUUUAAUUUAAUACAUUUUAAUUAGUAUUAAUUAACAUUAUUAUUUAGUUCUAUCAAAAUGGGAAAAACAUCUAAUGAUUUCCUAAGAAUAUUCAAGCAGAAUUUUUAAAGUAUUUCUUGCUUAAUUCUUAAAUACAGGAUUGAUUCUUCUAAUUACAAAUAUAGAUUUUGGUAAUUCUACUAGAAAUGAUGCUCCAGAGACUAUUAGAUUUCUUUUUGGAGGAAAAUAUGGAGAUAUUGAUUCUAAAUGGUGUCAAAAUAUAGGAAUUGUUUUGGUAUCUAAUUAAAUUUAAUAAAUAUAGUUAUUAACUUUAUUGAUUAAUAUUUUAACAUAACCUAUUAUGCUUUUUAUUGAAAUAAUUAUUAGAUAUAUAAGAAAGGCUUAUGAUUAAUGUUCAUGUUGUUUAAAUGAAAAGAAAACUAGAUAAAAAAACUAUUAAGAUUUCAAAGAUUUAUAUAAAGGAGAAGAAUUUCGAGUUGAAUUGAGAUAUGCAUAAAUUUUGACUGCCCUUUAUAUUUGUGUUAUGUAUAGUCCUGCACUUCCAUUCUUAUACUUCAUUACAAUGCUUACAAUUUGGUUCCUUUAUUUUGUAGAUAAAAUUUCUAGUAUUAAAAUAAAAUAAAAAAAUAGUUUUUUCCACAUAUCGAAAACCAAUCAGAUUAGAUUAAAUAAUUAGUGAAUCUGUGAGAAAAUAUUUAUGGAUAGCUGUUAUUAUACAUUUAAGCUUUGCAAUUUAUAUUUUUGGAAGUUCUAAUUUAUUUUAUGAAACUACUGAGGCUAAAAUUGUAAUAGAUUAAUUAUCAGAUGUUUAUGGUUAAUAAAAUGUUGCAGUGGAAUGGUGGGAUAGAUCUUGGAGUUAAAUACCGAAUGUCAUUUUGUUAACAAUCCUUGCUUUGAUUGUACUAAUAAUAAUUAUAUUCUUCUUUUGUUAUAAACCAAUAAUAGGAUUGUUUUCUAAAUGUUUUGCUUGUUGUAAUUAGGAAAUUAAUAAAAAUAAUCUACUUGGAUUAGAUGAAUAAGAAUAAAGACCAUUUUUAUAAUGUAAUAUUAAUUAAAUUUAUUCUAGUUCUAAAAAUGGAAUAAUUAAAGGAUGAUCAAAAAUUCACAUAAUAUUAAAUAAGUCAGCAUCCUUAAAUUUAUGAAGGAAAAUAUCUCAAAUUGUAGACAGAAUUUAAAGAACCCAAAAAUGAUAAUUCUCCUAUAAACAAUCAAGAAAAUCAAAUAGAUUAAUUAACUCAAGCUUAAAAUAUAAAUAAGAAAAAUAAUUAGAAACUGGUAGGUUUAAGGUCAUAUAACAUAGCAGUAUUAUUUUUUUCUUAUUUUAGUAUAAUAAAUCAUACUUAAAAUACUAUGAAUGGGAAUAGAUUAGAGCCAUUAGAAUAGAAUGA